Molecule: messenger RNA, 2435 nt
Organism: Pristis pectinata (smalltooth sawfish)
Lineage: Eukaryota; Metazoa; Chordata; Chondrichthyes; Rhinopristiformes; Pristidae
Gene: pomk
Product: protein O-mannose kinase
Exons: 3
Coding region: 1301-2374 (357 amino acids)
Biological process (GO): carbohydrate phosphorylation; protein O-linked glycosylation; protein phosphorylation
Cellular component (GO): endoplasmic reticulum membrane
Molecular function (GO): carbohydrate kinase activity; ATP binding; protein kinase activity
Source: RefSeq, a predicted model, not a curated record
CUCACACACAUUUUCUCUCCCUCUCACACUCACACCCUCUCUCUCACACACACUCAUAACCUGUGUGUGUGUCUCUCUCUCUCUGACACUGCCCCCCCCCUCCCCCUCCCCCUCCCUCUCUCUGUGACCGCGUCUCCCGUUCGCCGCGGGUGCGGUUCGAGCCGCUCAGCGGCAGCUGCGACGCGGGGAACCGCACUGAAUCCUCAACCGGGCAGGUCAGAAUCAAUUGGAAUGGAGCCAAGAUUCAACUUCAUACCUCCAGCUUCUGACCUUUUGCCACCCUUUGCAAGAUAUCAGAAGGUCCACUACCCCAGCCUGACGGACAGACUCUGAACGAUGGACAUUCCGUGGACACAAGCCCUACAUCGAGGUUGCUGUUGCUCUAGGAGUGAAAGCAAAGACUUGUAGUUACAGAAUAUCUUUGACGCCAUGAGGAUGUUUGAAACUGCCCUGCACCCCAAUUAAAUGCAAUGAAAGUGUAAUCAUGUGGGAAAUGUAAAAGCUGUUUUAUGCACCGCAAGAUUACACAAUUUGAGUAGAUAAUCCCUUUUCAAUAAUGUUGAUUCUCUAUUAAAUAUUGGCCAGGAGGUCAUACAUAAAUGCCUUGCUUUUCUUCAAAAUAGUGCCAGAUCUUUUACAUUCAGCUGAGAAGGUAGACCAAACGUGUCAGUUAUGUAUUAUCCAAAAGAUGACAUCUCUGUACUCCCUUAGUCUUGCCCAAGAGUGUCAGCCAAGAACUUGAACCACAGUUCUGUGAAUCGAGAGAACUCUGGUGAAACAAAAUGUCUAGCAAUCUUCUGGAAUUAAUCAAAAAUCUAGACACUCUUUAAGGAAAUCAGGAGCAAGUGAAAGAAAAUGUUUUCAUUUUCCUUGAAUACUUCUGUUUAUUAGUAAUUAAAAGUAUUGGAAUUGGGGAGAAAGACUUGGUACAGAGAUAAUAUGAUAAAACUCCAAGAAAUACAUGUAAUCAGAGUGGUCAACCCUAAACCAAAUGCCAUGCAUGCUCUGUAGUAAGCUCUUGCCUCACUGAUGUUGAACUGGCGAAGUCGGGCCUCAUUGAAGUCUUGAUUACACACAAAGCCUUUAAGAACUGGUUCAGAACUUGUUCUGCAGAACGUUGAUUUCCCCAUUUACAGUGAGAACAUGUUGGAUUUUGAGCCGUGAUUCACUUUGCACUCCUCAGCUCUGCAGCUAAGUAACUGACUCACUACCAAUUCAACACCAGCUUUGAGCGUAGAGUUAGGAAAAGAUCACCAGCCCAGCCUUCUUCAUUGUGAACCUUUGUGCAGGACUAUUGAAGAUGCAGAUGUCAGCCUCUGGUAUUCAUGGCUCUUCAGUAAGGCAGAGGGUGACCCUGAGCCUUGUACCCCUUGUUGCUGUCGUCCUUACAGUCACCGCCAUCUUCAGAAAUGAACUUCUAGAUGCGUUGAGUUGGUUGAAGAGACCAGUAGACAGGACAUCAGACUCCUGUCCAUCUGGCUACUUCUGGCUGGGAGGAAUGAAGAAUUGCUUCCCCUGGUUAUCCUGUGAAAUGAUACAGAACGAGGUUGCUGUGAUGGAGCUAAUUGGACAAGGUGCUGUUAAGCAGGUUUUCCUUGCAAACUGGAGGGGAAAUAAAGUGACUCUCUCUCGACUUGCUGCCUCUGAAUUCAGCGAUGACUUCUUUCAUGGGUUAGAGAUGCUGAAAGGUUUGCAAAGUUCAUACGUGGUUCAACUGCUGGGAUACUGUGAAGAGGAUCCCACUAUCCUCACAGAGUAUCACCCGCUGGGGUCACUAGCCAAUGUUAAUUCAGUUUUGGAACAGGAGGAGCACAGUGACUUUAAUACGUGGGAAGUUCGAUUCCAUUUAGCUCUUGAAUAUGUGAGGUUUCUGCAUUAUCUGCACCACAGCCCAUUGGGUACCCGUGUUAUGUGUGAUUCCAAUGACCUGACAAAGACCUUGUCCCAGUAUUUGUUAACGACAGACCUGCAUGUGAUAGCCAAUGAUCUGGAUGCUCUCCCACUAGUGAAUCGAAGUGCUGGUGUUUUAAUAAAAUGUGGUACCCGGCAGCUCCAUGGUGACUUUGUGGCUCCAGAACAGCUUUGGCCAUUUGGCGACAAGCUUCCAUUUUCUGAUGACCUCAUGCCUCCAUAUGACGAGAAAACAGAUAUUUGGAAGGUUCCGGAUGUUACGGAUUUCUUGCUGGGCCAAGUUGAAGGAAGUGACGUGGUCAGGCUUCAUUUGUUCCAUUUGCAUCAAGGCUGCAAGAGAAAUAAGCCGCAGCUUCGCCCAUCAAUGCUGAACGUUGUGCAAACUUACAAAGCUGUUUAUGAUUCACUGAUACAGGAAUCAGAGCUGAUUGGUAUUCACAGUGAGACAUUACGUGAAUUAUAAUAAAUGUUGAGAUUUUGCUCUUGAAGGAUGCUGUAAUUCACCUCAAAUAAAAUCCCUUCGA